Messenger RNA from Electrophorus electricus (electric eel), 2106 nucleotides. RefSeq names its product nodal-related 2 (gene ndr2). Gene Ontology annotation, cellular component: extracellular region. Lineage: Eukaryota; Metazoa; Chordata; Actinopteri; Gymnotiformes; Gymnotidae. The record is from RefSeq and is a predicted model, not a curated record. Gene Ontology annotation, molecular function: cytokine activity; growth factor activity.
AUGCACACUCCGCGAGCUCUCCCGGCGCUCUGCCUCCGGCUCCUCCUGGUCGGAGUGUUCGGGAUACCCGGAAACGUGCACGGAGCCAGGAGCGCGACGCCACGACACCAUCUGCCGACGUACAUGAUGCGCCUGUACCGGAAUUUCAAGUCUAAUCAAUCUCGAGCCACGGACUACGCCGAUCUGGAGCGCGCGAGUCAAGCCGACACCGUCAAGAGCGUCAUGUCCAAGAGUUUGACCUAUCGAGAGAGACGCUGGGUCAUAAACUUUGACCUCUCAUCCUUACUGUCAGACCAACACAUUCAGGCUGCUGAGCUGAGGCUCCGUGUUCCCACAGUAACCAGCCGGGCCAACGUUACCGUAGAGAUUCGCCAUCAGCAGGAAGAGCCGUGUCGGAGCGUCUGCCUCUGGGACCAGCCUCUGGGUAUUCUCACCGAGUUGUCUCUGGUGAGCUCGUCCGCUCAGUGGAGGGUGUACAACGUCACCGCCCUGCUCUUCCACUGGAUGGAGCAGACGCUCGCGCGGGGGUCGGGGACGACGGCGAAGACGAGCGCACGGCAUCCGGACGGCGCGCACGGGCACCCCGACGGGACGACGGCUGCCGACGAGCGUUCCCGCGGCGCGCGCGGGCACCCGGAGGGCGUGAGAGUUCCCCACAUUCAGGCCCACCGCGCCCUGCUGGUCGUGUUCUCCCACACAGGCUCCGGAGAGGGCGCUCCGCACAGGGCCAGCCUUCUGCACACGGCCGAGCGCUCCAAGUUCCCGAUCCCUCCGGACAGUCCGCCGCUCCGCAGGGCGAAGAGGCAGCGGUACAGCCGUCGCAGGCGCCGGGUCGAGCCCGGGGACGUCGCCCGGGCCCCGCCCUCCAAAGACGAGAAGGAGAGCCUCUGCAGGAGGGUAGACAUGCACGUGGACUUCAACCAGAUCGGAUGGGGCUCCUGGAUCGUGUUCCCCAAGAAGUACAACGCCUACCGCUGCAAGGGCAUCUGCCCCACCCCUCUGGGGGAGGAGUUCCACCCCACAAAUCACGCAUACAUGCAGAGCCUGUUGGAGCAGCACCAGCCGGGCCGGGUCCCGGCGCCCUGCUGCGCCCCCGUCCGAACUGGUGCCCUCAGCAUGCUCUACUACGAGAACGGGGAGAUGACCCUCAGCCACCACGACGACAUGGUGGUGGAGGAGUGUGGCUGCCAGUGAUGAGCGACCGGCGCAACCACCCGAACCACAGCAGGAGAAUCCAGAAGAUGGAAACGAGAAAUACAAGAGAACAGAGAAGAAGCGUGAGCACAUCUCCAAACAGAAUGUGUCAUGUUUCAUUAUAGACCCCUUAGAGUUCCCAAGCACUGUGUUUGCAUUUAGAAUACGCCGCCCGGUGUGACAAUGUAAAUAUUUAUUGUAAAUAACAGGUAAAUAAAGUUUCAAUAUUUAUUAUUUAUGAUUCUUUUAGUAGAAGUCAUCACUAAAAUGCUAUUUUUUCAUGAAGAAAUAAAUUUCUAUAAAUGAUGAUUCUUUGAAGUGUUUUAUUCAGAGGGGGUCUAUAUUAGUUAUCAAUUUAUUAGCCUAGUAACAACAAACCGACAUAUUCGUCCUCUUUAUUCAGUAAGAGACUAACACGUAACCAAAGACUCAGCUAUGACUGAUGUUCUGAAAAUUCAGGAGAACAGGUAGAAGUUAAAAUUGAGUUAAUAUUAAGAUUAAACUCAGAUUAAGUCUGGUGUAGAUUAAAUUCGCUGGUCGCUGGCUCAGUCAGUCACUCACUCCCGUUUAGCAGGCUUGACAUUCUCCACCAGGGCGUUGGAAAUCGUGGCUGAACCGAGCGGAAGCCGAGAUUUGUCUACCUCUCCCUGUUUAUUCCACGCUUGCCUGCGUUAAGACUGCAAGAGGUUGGGGGGUCUGGGCCUUUGGCAAGCCACAAUAAUCUGCUAUGGAAGCAGAACUCCUCUAAACUCAAGACUGCGUCCGCAUAAUUCGUUUUUCUAGACUCCAGCGCAUUUAUUUUCCCGCUUAGAGUCCAAUUCAAUCCAACCAAAGUAAUUCCUCACUUCAGCCACACACGAGCCAGCAGUUGUACUGACUCCGCACCGGAUUUUACUUGACAAAUCCGGAAAA